AAUAUGGCUGGGUAACAGAGACGCCUUCUUCGCAUCAUCCUUUCAAACUUUCAUCACCAAACAACCUGAAUUCAGAAUAUUCGAACAUCCAAACAUUCUAACUCCCAAUCCUUCUUUACUCUUUAUUCUUUUCUUCCCCAACAAAUCUCUCAUGAUUCCGAACCCUCAAUUCCAUCUGGGCACUCUCCAAUUCCGUCAAUUUGAGUUAAUUUAAUUCCCCCAAACAUGAAUUCGUUGGUGGGUUCUUCUGUUUCCACUCUAAAUUGGCGGAAUGUAUCUAAUCCCUCAUCUGGGUAUUGUAAAUCUGGUAAAAAGAUUGUUACUCUUUCCAUCAAUGCAAGGGGACCUGUUUGUUGCAGUGUUGCUCCACAUAAUUUAAAGCCUGCUGAUGAGUUUAGUUCUUCCAAAAUUCAAGAUUCUUCUGUAAAUUUGUUUACAGAAGGUUCAGAGGAGACAGAUGUGCUUAUUGAGUGUAAAGAUGUUUACAAGUCAUUCGGGGAGAAACACAUAUUAAGAGGCGUAAAUUUUAAGAUCAAGCAUGGAGAAGCCGUUGGAAUAAUCGGGCCUUCUGGCACCGGAAAAUCUACCAUUUUAAAGAUCAUUGCAGGGCUCCUUACUCCAGAUAAGGGGGAAGUUUACAUUCGAGGACGAAAAAGACAUGGAUUAAUAAGCGAUGAUGAUAUGCACGGCCUUCGAAUUGGCCUGGUGUUUCAAAGUGCAGCGCUUUUUGAUUCUUUAACGGUUCGGGAGAAUGUUGGUUUUCUUUUGUAUGAGCAUUCAAGAAUGCCCGAGGAUAAAAUUAAAGAACUUGUUGCAGAAACAUUGGCUGCAGUUGGAUUAAAGGAAGUUGAGGAUCGGAUGCCAUCUGAGUUGUCUGGUGGAAUGAAAAAAAGAGUCGCUUUAGCUCGAUCUAUAAUAUAUGAUACAAAAAAUAAUACAAUCGAACCAGAGGUGCUUUUGUAUGAUGAACCAACUGCGGGACUUGAUCCAAUUGCGUCUACUGUAGUUGAAGAUUUGAUCCGGUCCGUUCAUUGCAAAGGUGAAGAUGCACUAGGGAAUCCUGGAAAGAUUGCAUCUUAUGUUGUUGUGACUCACCAACACAGUACCAUUAGAAGAGCUGUUGACAGGUUGGUGUUUCUUCAUGAGGGAAAGGUCGUCUGGCAAGGAUUGACUCAUGAAUUCACUUCAUCUACAAAUCCAAUUGUUCAACAGUUUGCCUCCGGGAACUUGGAUGGGCCUAUUAGGUACUAAGCUCAAAUGCAAAGAUCAUGGUUAUUACAUACUUUUUCUUCAUCUUUGGAAUUCUUGAAGAGGAGCUUUGAAGAAUCUCAAUGGAUCCGUAAACGGGUCAGAAACUGGACCCGAUUAGAUAUCCAUUUGACCAGAAACCGAGCUUUUACACACGUUUGAGGCUUCAGUGAGGACCGAGCCAAUAAGGUUUGGGAUAUAAUGUUAUUCUUUUUUUUUUUUUUUUUUUUUUUGUGGUUCAGUAUAGUUAGAUCCCUGUGAACAUAUUGUUCUGAGCUUCUUUUUCAAAGUAAUACACUAAUGGGCUGUAAAUCUUGACCAAAACAUUGGUCAUAGAACAAGAAAUUCGUUAGCAACUAGAUAAGAAUGUUUUAUUGGUUAGUAUC
Molecule: messenger RNA, 1634 nt
Organism: Helianthus annuus (common sunflower)
Lineage: Eukaryota; Viridiplantae; Streptophyta; Magnoliopsida; Asterales; Asteraceae
Product: protein TRIGALACTOSYLDIACYLGLYCEROL 3, chloroplastic
Exons: 10
Coding region: 226-1251 (341 amino acids)
Molecular function (GO): ATP hydrolysis activity; ATP binding
Source: RefSeq, a predicted model, not a curated record